Radiomyces spectabilis is the source of this 1311-nucleotide messenger RNA. RefSeq lists its product as uncharacterized. Lineage: Eukaryota; Fungi; Mucoromycota; Mucoromycetes; Mucorales; Radiomycetaceae. The transcript has a single exon. Gene Ontology annotation, molecular function: N-acetyltransferase activity. Bases 66 to 1067 code for a protein of 333 amino acids. The record is from RefSeq and is a predicted model, not a curated record.
UUAAGCGUGGGUGCACGGUUUUUCCAGUGGGCUCGGUUAUCUUUUUCCGUCUCCACCAUCUCGCCAUGGUUAAUGCUAAGAAGGCUGAUGCCACUCCAUCGACUCCCAAAACGAAUUCUGCAACACCGAAAUUAGUGCUUCGUACUUACAAGUCAAGCGAUGCCGAGCAUGUCGACCAUUUGUUCUACAGUACUUAUUUCUCGCUUGUUCCCGAAGGUGUACGACGAAAACUGUGGUCCCCGUGGACGUGGGUUAUUUGGUUCGCCGUGUAUUCCUAUUUGUUAAUGAUUGUGCCGAUUCUAUUGUCGGGCAUGGACGUACCGGCAUGGGUGCAUUUGGUCUUGAAACUAUUCUUGACGUUCGCUUGGAGCGCGGUGGGCUUCGCCACAUUAUUUGUGACCACGGACCGGUUCGAAACGGUGGCGCGUGUGGAAGAAGCGAGACAGAAUGAUUUAAGUGAUCCCCAAGUGUAUUAUCUCAACCGAUCCGAGAAAGAGGGAAAAGAUGGCGAAAAAGAAAUGAAGCCCUCCGAGUUACAACGACCUUCCCAUUUUUGGGUCCUCACCAUGGAAGACACACCCUGCGGUAUGGUGGGAUUGGCAUGCAAUGCGCAAGAUAUCGAAGAUAAACAGCCGGUUCUUUUGCCAGCCUGGAAGCGAUUGGGGGCCGGUAUUUGCAAUCGAUACCACCUGCCUGUCCCUGCCAUGUUCAAGCAGGUUCCGUCUGCGGAGAAACGCAUUUUUGCUCGCGCCCACGAGCCUCACACCGCCACGUUGCAACGAUUAGCUGUACGGUACGAUUUCCAAGAUUGUGGAUUGUCGACCUUGCUGAUCAACCGAGCCAUGACCUGGGCAAGUGAACACGAUAUCGAAACGGUGUACGCGCAGACCAAUGAAAUGCAAAUGGCGGCCGAACAAGUGCUUGAAAAGCGACAUGGAUUCAAGUUGGUCAAGAAACAGAAGAUCGGUUGGUUUGGCACGCAUGAAGCCACUUGGGCAUGUGAUGUGAAAACGUGGAUGGAACAUAACAAGGAUAAAACCGCCAAAACGUUUGUCAAACGAACCUAAAAGCACCAACCUCAUCUGUGGGUUUUGAAUAUUGGGGCCGAAUAGGGUGUGCGCACAAAAGAGACUCUUUUUUUUUUCCUUCAAUCUUAAUAUUGUACACUAGCAAAAACUUUUUUUAAUAAAACUGUACCAUGCUCUUUUUCUUAUUUUAACCGCGUUUGAAGUCAACAAAUUCAAUGCAACGUAAAUCCGACAAGAAAAAGUUCGCACGGUCAAAGCUCAUUGAUGCAUCAAAAAAGUCACA